ACCUUUUAAGACACCAUCCUCCCCAUCUCUCCUCCUCCAAAAUCCAAUAAAUUUAUUUACUACAAUUAGAAAAUCUUAUACAUUUCUCCUCCUCUCUCAUUUCAUGAAUCUUUGUCCUCUGUUUGCCUUGUUCUAAAUUAUCUCCUCUUUUUAGUUAAAAACAAAUAUUAGAAAAACCGAAGUAACUGAAAAACCUGGAGGAAGAGGAGUCCACAAGAGGCCCUUUGGUUCUAUCAAGUACCCAUUUUGAUCUUAUCCCAUUUUUCUUCGAUCUCUUCCAUUUCGUAUCUAUUGCUUUCUCAGGGUUUUCAAGUAGCAUUUAUGAGUGCUGAAGGGGCAUGAGAUUGACAUGAUUAUAUUUGUAAGCGAAGGAUGUGCCCCAGAAGUGUGUUUCGUGUAGCACCAUUGUGUUGAAAGAUUGGAAUAUCAAUUAACAGUUUCAGUUAGUUAAAACAUUUGACUGCGAUGCAAGGUCAUAGAACUACCAUUGGUUCUGGUAACUCUGGCAUGAGUCAAGACACUUCUUUCAACAACAUGCCAAAUACAGUUGAAAAUCGCUUGUCAAAUUGUGUGCCUUCUAGUGAGCAAUCUUGUCUAAAUGCCGUUGCUCAUGAUAUUCAGAGCUUUAAUGGCUGGAAUUCAGAUGUACCUAGCUCUAGUUUGAGUCUGCUAAAUCAGGUCAAUGAUGAUGGUACAAAAGGUGAAAAUGGUUGGUCUUCUUCAAUCAGUGCGCAAUGUAGUACUGAUUCUAGGUCAGAAGAAAGGGGAUUAGGGCCAACGAAUGCCCUCUUCCCAGAGAGAGACAGUAUUGGUUUUAGUGGCGGUCAGGUUGGGAGUGACCUGUUAUCCUUGCAUGGCUCUAGCUCAAAUCAUAUCCCGAAUGUGACACAUGCGGCACAUAUAGGCAACAGUGGCUGGGAAGGUAUGGGGCCUAAUCUAUAUCGCCCACGCGGAGUAAAGACAGAAUGGACAUCUUCUUCUUCCACUCCUUCCGAUAAUAUUGGGUCUUCAUCUGGAAGCUCUUGUUCUAGGGUGCAGGAAGGGAGUGGUAGCUCAGGUUCAUCAUGCAAGAGGAAGGCCCUUGAAGGUACUUCCAGUCAAUCUUAUCCUAGUGGAAGUCCAACCUGCUUUCCACAAUCUCAAAAUGAUGUAUGGUGUGCUGAUACUCCUGGUCCCACUGCCUUUUAUGAUGCUUCUAGCAGCUUGAGUUUAUCUACACAGUUGCAAAGUUCCUCAACUUGUUUGCCCGAGCAUCUAAACCCUGAAAUUGGGGUUGGUAUGAGGGGAAUUGUUCCUGAUGGCUUUCCUUCUGCAAGUGGUUCCAGGAAUGAUGAAACUAGCUUGAGAAGUUUUGGAAGGAGAGUAAGUCCCAGCCAUCAUCUGGAAUUACCAUUCAAUUUGUUUUCUUCUGGGGGUGCUAGGCGGUCUAAUGUUUCCCCUCAUCAAUCAUCAAGGCCUGUCUCAUUUACUGAUUCUCUGGAUUUGAGAUCGAGAUCGACGCCGACAGCUUCUGCAAAUCUGAGUGCUCUCCAGAGCUCGCAUCCUGGCAUAUACAUUUCUGGUUCCUCAAGGAAUUUGCAUACAUUCCCUUGGAAUGGAGCCUCUAAUCCUAGAGCUGGCAAUUUAGCAAGUUCCUUUUUCCGUGGAGAGGGAAGUGCUGCAGCACGAGAAGAAGUGAGCUUAAGAAACAUCCCUAGACCCAAUACAGACAAUUCCAUGUUUGUACCUGCAUCUGAGGUGAGAAAUAUGGUCCAAGAUCCAGCAAGUUGGAAUAUGGCCUCUGGAAACUCGAACACAUCUGGAAAUGUCCCUUCAAGUUCUAGAAUUGGCUCCAGUUCAAGCAUCCUUCCUUUGCAUACGUGGGCACUGAUACAAAACCACAACUCCCUAGCUCAUAACCAACAAAGAUUGAGAGAAUUUAAUCCUUGGUCAUCGUUCCCUUCUUUUGAAGUGGAAUCUGGCAGUCUUGCUGCUCAUUUCUCUCCAUUAUCUUCCAUCCAUUCUGCUUCCUCACAGGACUCAGCAAUGUCAUCUGACAUGGGUGGUCAGGGCCAUCCCCAUCAUCAACCCAAUCGAAGGUCCGUAUUCUUGAUGGAGAGACAUGGUGAUGAUGUUCCUGAUAUGUCGGUGUCCCAUUCAUUGCGGGCUUUUUUAGCUGCUGACAUCGAGGAGAGACACCGGAUAAUAUCUGAGAUUCGUCAAGCUUUGAAUGCCAUGCGCAGGGAUGAGAACGUUCAGAUCGAGGAUUACAUGCUUCUCGACCCUUUCAUAUAUCACGGCAUGGCCGAAAUGCAUGACAGGCACAGAGACAUGCGCCUCGAUGUAGACAACAUGUCAUAUGAGGACUUGUUGGCUCUGGAGGAACGCAUUGGAGAUGUAAGUACGGGACUUAGUGAGGAAACCAUUUUGAAGUUUAUGAAACAACGAAAAUAUGUGUGCAUCACAGAAGAGUCGCCAUCAGAUCUGGAGCCCUGCUGUAUCUGUCAGGAGCCAUAUUUAAACGGAGAUGAUGCUGGGAAUCUGGCUUGCGGGCACGAGUUCCACACCAACUGUAUCAAACAGUGGCUAAUGCAAAAAAACAUAUGCCCCAUCUGCAAAACAACAGCCAUGAAUCCGUGAGAGAAACGCCAUCACUACUAAGGCAUGGGAGCUUAUCUUCUCUUUUUCUUUUCAAUGAACGACCAAAAUUUGAAAAUCUCCUCCGUACCUUUCAUUCAAAAGCCAACUUUACUUGCUCAUGAACAGCAUAACUUAUUAUGACAGAGCACCGAUGCCAUAAUUUGCUGCAUGAGUCAUAGAAAAUGAUUUUUUUUCGUCCAUAGAGUACGUGGAAUAUUCAAAAAUAAUGUGAUGAUUAUGCAGACUGGAUUAGCAGGAACACAUUAAUAGAUUUUAAAAUUUCAGACAUUCA
Messenger RNA from Tripterygium wilfordii, 2911 nucleotides. RefSeq names its product E3 ubiquitin-protein ligase MBR2-like. Gene Ontology annotation, molecular function: ubiquitin protein ligase activity. The coding region runs from base 466 to 2619 and encodes 717 amino acids. The transcript is spliced from 7 exons. The record is from RefSeq and is a predicted model, not a curated record. NCBI's taxonomy places the organism in Eukaryota, Viridiplantae, Streptophyta, Magnoliopsida, Celastrales, Celastraceae.